CAGGCUGCGCUUGCGCUGUUGGUGGUCUGGCUACCGGCUGUCUCUUCUGACUCGGCGUGUUCGCAUCUGCUCCGGCAGGUGCAUUCUUCUGGCGUCAAAACCACAAGCAGUGGCAUAUUCUUCAAUGCAACCUCAUCGGCGAAGCUCGACCAUCAUCUACCAACAGCAUCGACAAUGACAUCGCUCCCCGAAAACCACAAAAGCAGCUUGCGGACCAACCUGUUCCUCAGUGGGCACGGGAGCAGCGCAUCAAGCAUGAUGCCUGAUCUGCGUGUUUUUCCAAUGCAGGCUGCGCUUGCGCUGUUGGUGGUCUGGCUACCAGCUGUCUCUUCUGACUCGGCGUGUUCGCAUCUGCUCUGGCAGGUGCAUUCUUCUGGCGUCAAAACCACAAGCAGUGGCAUAUUCUUCAAUGCAACCUCAUCGGCGAAGCUCGACCACCAUCUACCAAGAGCAUCGACAAUGACAUCGCUCCCCGAAAACCACAAAAGCAGCUUGCGGACCAACCUGUUCCUCAGUUGGCACGGGAGCAGCGCAUCAAACAUGAUUCUGAUCUGCGUGUUUUUCCAAUGCAGGUGCUGUCCUGUGAAUCCCCAUGGUUGCAAGGUGUCCAAGUUUCCACACUUGUUCCAGAAUGAUGCAACGUGAAUCCUAGAAAAGAAACAGGAACAAUUAUUUUCUGUGCACAAAUAAAUUAGUGUAAUAAACCUAAGGCACAAAAAUAUU
This is a messenger RNA of Rhipicephalus microplus (southern cattle tick), 723 nucleotides long. RefSeq lists its product as uncharacterized. The record is from RefSeq and is a predicted model, not a curated record. Lineage: Eukaryota; Metazoa; Arthropoda; Arachnida; Ixodida; Ixodidae.